AUGGGUUCGGAUGAGAAUCACGCCGGAACGCCGGCGUCCAGUCAGAAGUCCAAGGCCGAACAACUCGCGCGCAUCCGCCGCAACCAACAACGCUGCAGAGAGCGGAAACGCACGCACGUCGCCGAACUCGAAAGCCAAGUCGAAGCUCUGCGAGCGAAAAUCCGGCAAUGCGAGCCCUGCGGAUCGCCGGACCUGCCCGAGCAGGAGAGCGCGCUCGACACGGCGCUGAGGGAGAAUGCGGCGCGCCGGGAUCUGCUUUCCGCGCUGGGGUUUGACGAUGAGACGCAGCUGCGCUUCAUUGAGUCGGCUGCGAAGCGGCAGGCGGUGUAUACUAUUCUUCGGGAGGAGAGGGAUGGUACGACUCCGUUUUCGAGUCUGGAAGUGGCUGAUGGUGGGGGGAAUCGGCAGGUGGAUGUGUUGGAUCCUGCUGUAGCGAACUGGUUCAUGUCUGCCGAGACACUCGACAAAUUACCGCCAGCUUUGAUGGACCCCUCUAGUGACAUCGCAUGGCUUACGGAAUCCUACAACAAUUACGCAAACCUGCCGCAAGGGCUCAACAACGUUGUCGAGCCGACAGACUCUAUGCUGGCGCUUGGAGCUGUGCCGGAGCCGUCCCUGGCUAACGGUAGUAAUGGCUUGCACUGGGAUUCCACAACAACAUCCACCAACGAUUACGAAUCUGGAGCUGGCCAGUCCGUCGAACGCUGCUUCAUGGAUACUGUCGUGCAAUUUCAACCUGGCGAGUCUUCCACUGUCUGCUCCAAAGCGCUUGCGCUGGUCUUUCGAUAUAACCGCAAAGGUCUUUCCAUGGCAGCGUUGCAAUCACAGCUGAAGGCGGGCAUGAGAGCACCAUGUGGCACGUCUGGAGAGUGUCGCGUGGAGAACAGCGUGCUGUUCAGAGUCUUGGCCAACAUAUCUACGUGA
Molecule: messenger RNA, 924 nt
Organism: Neohortaea acidophila
Lineage: Eukaryota; Fungi; Ascomycota; Dothideomycetes; Mycosphaerellales; Teratosphaeriaceae
Exons: 3
Coding region: 1-924 (307 amino acids)
Source: RefSeq, a predicted model, not a curated record